This is a messenger RNA of Rotaria sp. Silwood1, 129 nucleotides long. Lineage: Eukaryota; Metazoa; Rotifera; Eurotatoria; Philodinida; Philodinidae. The record is from the annotation of a GenBank genome assembly.
CUGGAUAAAAUUCAUCCAAAUCAAUUUUAUCCAGAAAGAUUUUUAGAUCAAGAUCGACAACAUCAUCCAUAUGCAUGGAUUCAAUUAGGUGCUGGUCAUCAACAAUGUCUUGGACAAGAUUUUAGCUAA